UUUGAUAUCACGUCGCUUCGAUGCUUAACCCGUCGUUUUGUUUUCGAAGCAGUUCCUUCCUGGUCGUAGCGGGAGAUAAAUCAGAACUCUUUCUCCGUCGUCGUUUUGCUAAAAAUUUAUCCCAGUCUCCCUUUUCAGUUGCUUACGUUGGUGGUGGUGGUGGUGGUGGUGGUGGUGGGAAGCAGUGAAUGGAUACGAAUCCCGGACCCAUUGAUGGUAGUGUACUGUAUGAUCAAGACAAGCAUGUCUCCUCUGCAGUUUGGGAUGGCCAGGAGCGUGGUGCGCUAAGAUGCCAUGAACACACCUCGAAGCUGGGUGAAUGGAAGCUAACUCCUAAACAAAUUGAGUUGGUGGAGAAAGCUGGAUUUGGUUACUUGAGAAAGAUUCCGGCUAUUAGUCUUGACAAUCCUCUAAUCUCAGCUCUUGUUGAGAGGUGGAGGAGAGAGACCAACACGUUUCACUUCACUGUUGGUGAAAUGACUGUUACUCUCCAAGAUGUUGCAUUGUUGCUCGGACUUGCGAUUGAUGGGAAGCCUGUUAUUGGAAUAACACACACUACUUGUGCCUCGGUUUGUGAAGGGCUUCUAGGGAAAGCACCAGACUCUAGCUACGCGAGUGGCGGGAUGGUGAAGUUAAGUUGGUUGAAGGAGUUCUUUUCUCAUUGUUCUGAAGAUGCACCUAUUGAAGAAGUUGAGCAUUGCACUCGUGCUUAUCUUCUGUACCUUGUGGGCAGUACAAUAUUUUCCACUACCACUGGGAAUAAGGUUCCAGUAAUGUACCUUCCUUUGUUUGCAUAUUUUGAAGAAGCUGGGGAGUAUGCCUGGGGAGCAGCAGCAUUAGCUUUCUUGUAUAGAGCACUCGGCAAUGCAUGUGUUAAAUCUCAAAGUACCAUUUGUGGUUGCUUAACAUUACUGCAGUGUUGGAGCUACUUUCACCUGAAUGUGGGCCGACCAAAGCUUAAUCGGGACCCCAUCCACGAUCAUUUUCCAUUUGUACUUAGAUGGAAGGGAAAACAAAGCGGGCCAACAACAAACCGUGAUGUUGUUUUCUACCGCAAGGCACUGGACUCAUUGAAAACAACUGAUGUGGAGUGGCUUCCUUACAAAAUUAUGGACAGUACUGUAAUACCAAAAGAUAUAAAAAAUACUUUGAUUUUAGGGAGAUCAAAGACAAUGCUCAUAUGCUUCGACAAGGCAGAAAGACACCUUCCUGAUCGUUGCCUAAGGCAAUAUGGCAUGCUUCAACCAAUCCCAGAUGAUGUGGAGCGGUGGCUGAGAAAGAGUCGGGGAGUUGAUGGCGGGGUCGACUUGUCUGGGAAAAUGGAGUCGGAGCUUAAUGAAUGGAUGGAUCGUCAACUCCAUAUUGUGGAUGGGGAUGAUGGUGUAGAUGAAAGCGACUACAUGCAAUGGUACUGGAAAAUUACUCGUAAAGUUGUUGGAAGGCCAAUCUCUCUCUCAUCUGAGUUCCAAAGGACGAUCUCUGGUCUAAGGGAAAUUGCUUAUUUAGCGGAUUCAUUCUCAACAAAAGGGUUGGAUGGACAGCAAUUUGAGUCAAUUUCAAGGAUCAGGUUUAUUGCGCAGGACUGUUUGAGGGACCAAAUUGAAUGUCCAGCCACACCUUCAGUCCCCCCACAAAUUGAACUAGGAAAAAGGUCAAGGGGGAAGGAGAGGAUAAGAAGGAAAGGUAUUGGGAAACGCAGGAGAAAGGGUGAUCUAAUGGAAUAUCAGGAAGCAAGUGAGGAUGACCAGCCUCAGUUUUAUGGUACAAUUAUCGAGGCUGAUCAGUUGCACUUGCAUCAGGCAGAUGGCGAGGUUGGUCAGUUGCUGUUAUGCCAGGCAACUGAUAAUAACUUUGAUCCUCAACAGCUGUCUCAUGCAGCUGGCGAGGGUGACAGUGAAGAGCUGCCAAAUGUGGUUAAUCAGGAAGAUGGUGCAAAGCUUAGCAAUGCUACAAAGGACAUCAUUGACUCUCAAUCUUGUAGAGACUCUGACAGUGUGAAUGACUCUCAGCCUUGUCAUGCAACUAUUGAGGUCAACGACAGAAAAAUAUAUGGUGAGGCAAGUAAAGUGUUUGAUGAUUCCCAGUCCUGUGAGCCAACAAAUAAGAUGAAUGACUCGCAAACUUGUCAGGCAACAAUAAGUGAUCAUGAUUCUCAGCUUCCUGAUGCAUCAUCGGACAAGGUCAAUGACUCAGGACUCUUUGAUGCAACAAUUAAUGAGGUUCAGCCCAAUGGUGCUAUUGAUGAAAUCAACGAUCUGCAUAUUUCUGAUGCAACAAAUGCGGUCAACGAUUUGCAGCUUCCUGACACGAAUGAAAGGCUCAAAGCCUCGCAGCUUCCUUAUACAACCCAAGAGGAAAAUGAUUUGCUCCCCCCAGACGCAACUGCAGAGAUCAAUGACUUGCAGCUUCCAGAUGCAAUUAAAGAAGCCAAUGACUUGCUGCUCCCUGAUACAAUUGAAGAGGCAAAAGACUUGCAGCUUCCUGAUACAAAAGAUGAGGCCAGUGAUUCAACUCUCUUGGAUGCUGCUGACAAGAUUGAUCAACCAAAAGCCAAAGCUACAAUAGAGGAUGUUCCAAUAUCUCUUGAUACUGUUGAGGAUGCUGCAAAGCAGGGUGAUAACAGUGUUGGAGCAUGAAAAGAAGGCCUUGCCAUGAUAAUUCUUCUGUAGAUUAAUAAGCAGUAAAAUGUUCAUUUUAUUCCGGCAGCAGCUCAAGAGCAACACUAUAAGUGUCUGAAAACGGGGGACAACCAGUAGUUGUAGAAGAAUACUUGCACCAUUAUCGUUUGAAGACUCUAAUAUUCAUGAUACCAUGUAGCUUAUAGAAUUAGGUCAUUAAUAUAGGGAUGUUGAAAGUUAUUUUCCAAUUGAGAAAUUCACAUUAUAUUUUGAA
Messenger RNA from Populus nigra (black poplar), 2892 nucleotides. RefSeq names its product protein MAIN-LIKE 2-like. Gene Ontology annotation, biological process: meristem maintenance; meristem development. The record is from RefSeq and is a predicted model, not a curated record. NCBI's taxonomy places the organism in Eukaryota, Viridiplantae, Streptophyta, Magnoliopsida, Malpighiales, Salicaceae. The transcript has 7 exons. Bases 189 to 2636 code for a protein of 815 amino acids.